UACAGGGCCAAAGCUAUUCAGUUCACUGUCAAGAGGGAUUAGAAAGUAUGAGGCAACCAAAGCCACUCGUCAAAGGUGUACGAGUCUCAUCUGCAGCAUAGCCUUCCUACAAACGCCUUGGAACAGCAAAAGCUAUAGUGAAGGUGCAGACAUGGAUGAAAAAUACCUUGCCGCUAUAGAGGAAACGGAGACUGAUAUUGCCCUCGCGUGGGAGGCACGUGGAUUCUACAGUGCUGGACACCACCAGAAGAAUGAUGUAGAUGGACAGCUGAGGUUUCAUUUCUUGUUAGCAGGAAAGAAGGAAGACACGGACUGUCUGAAAACAUCUUCCAACCCUAACAGCAUCAGUUUCUUCAGUUCUCGUCAUCAGCAUCAUUCUGUAUUCAAGUCUUCCCCCUGCACUGAUGUAAUUCAGAGCUGCUUUGGGAUGGCCUCUUGGGGUUAAUGCGUGCAGUGACUGAGUUCUGUGGUCUCAUACUUGUGAUAAGGAUCAGCAUGCACAACUCAGCAUGAUGAACUGUCUGCACCCAAGUGGCAUAGGAUUGGAGAAGCCAGUUGAGUGGAGAAAUCUUGCACGGUUUAAUCUAUUCCCCAGGGCCAGGUCAUGUGUAAGUACAUAAGGGGGGUGCACCAGGAUCUGGGAGAACAGUUGUUCACCAGGGCUCCCCACAGGAUGACAAGGUCUAAUGGCCACAAACUUCUGGAAGGCCGAUUUAGACUGGACGUAAGGAAAAACUUCUUUACAGUCCGAGUGAACAGAUUCCCCCCAGAAGUGGUGCAAGCACCUACUCUGGACUCAUUCAAAUGGGGUUUGAAGGCUUAUCUUGUAGGGGUCAUUUGACCCCAGCAGACUUCCUGCCUAUAGCAGGGGGGCUGGACUCGAUGACCUCGCAGGGUCUCUUCCAGCCCCUAAUAUCUAUGAAUCUUUCUGCAAGGACAGGAAUGUUCAUUCCAGCACUUUGGUGAAAUCACAUAACUGCCUUUUGACUCCAACCUCGAGAGGCCUUCCCGGUUUGCUUCGUGGCUUUCUGUCCACGUGUUUCCACCUCCAAGGUGGCUGUGUGUUAAAAGUGAAUAAAGCAGUUCAUAUAUAUGUUGUGAUGCUUCACAAUAAGCAACGCUACUUUGAAAUAAAGGAACUGCGUCUCUUUUUAGGCAAAUUCGGCAAAAUGAAUCUAGUAGUCUCAAGAACUGGUAUAAAAUGAGGUCAAGUACAACUGAGGAGUCAGCAGGGCGUGCUCUUGCACGUUGGUCUCCCACUGAACCCAUCCUGCAGCCAGCUUUCUGCAAAAACAGUCGAGAGAAAGCAAAAGCAGCAUACAAGUUAGUGAAACAGUGCUUCUGCAGGCCAGGAAACGAGCUGUGGUAUCAGACUGCCUGGUAUAGGCUCAGAGGUGUCUCACUGUGGACUGGAAAACAGCACUGAACAAAGCAGCAGCAGAGUUGCACAAUCAAACUGAAAAGCUCCAGAGCAUGCAGUUAGGAAGAGCCCCUUGCUGCUGAAUAAAGGCAGCAGAGAGUAAGAGCAGCCAAGAGUGUCUGGUUCUUUGACAGAGAAGAGGACAUGGAUGGAUUUCUGCCUAGCUUCUGAAUUUGUGCCAAAGCUUGGCCUGAAGCAGGAUUCGAAGCGGCUCCUGCUAUGGCUCCGCUCCCUGGCGAGGGGGUAGCCAGGCCCCAUCUCUCUCCUGUCAGUGCCCUGCUGGCCGUGGCUCUCCUGGGCGUCCUGGUCCUCCUCUCUGCCCUGUGUGCUGCCUGCCGAAGGAAAGGCAAGAAGAAGAAGGUCCUGCCGGACGGGGUAAAGCUGAUAGAUGAGUCUCUGCUGAGGCAGACACAGCUCCGGUCGCUCAGUAAAUCGGACACCAAACUGCACGAGCUCAACAGGGUGAAGCUGCAGAAAGACAGCCACAGGCCUGUCAGCAUGGAUUUCCUCUACACGUCUGGGCCUUCGGGUGAGGGAGAGAGCUCCAUGAACAGCUCAAGCAUCAGCAUCAGCGUCCUACUGCGCAGAGAGCUGCCCCGGAUCCCCCUGCCCCACUCUUCUGCUGAGACCCCGAGCCCGGACCAGACCUACUCCAACUUGGUCUUCUCUGCCACGCAGAGGCCAGCCCCGGAGACGCUGUACGAGCCUGUGGUGGCGAAGCAGGGAGCACCGCAGCUGGUGGCCAACUUGGCAUCCUCAACCGAGGCCGCCCCUUUGGGCAGCGAGGGCAGAGUGGUGACAGCUGAUUACGCCUGCGUCCGCAAAGUGAAGAAACCCCAGCCCGAGCUGUGCGAGGUGAUGCCGGGCGAGUCCUCCCAGAAGCCUUCGGACGGCCUCCCGGGCUGGGGAGGAGCUGCCUGCAGCCCCCCGACAGCGAAGGUGGAGGAGAUGUACUCAACGGUGUGCAAGGCUGGCAAGAAGAAAGCCCAGGACUCCCCGUGUGCAGGAAGGGCUGCUGCGGAGGUGGGUCCCAGAGACCACAGCUGGCCAGCGGCAUGCCAGGAAAAGGGCAACAGGGCAGGGUACCCAUCCACCCCAACUUGCCCCUUGCUCAUCGAGCCCUGCUACGAGUCCGUUGAUGACAGCCCCUGGGCCAAGCGUGGGAGCAGCCCAGCCCCGGAUCCAGACUAUGCAGAGGUUGACGCCAAGUGGAAGAAGUCGGAGAGAAAGAGCAAGUCUCCCCGGAGCUGCCCCAGCGAGAACUUCUACGAAAGCGUCAGCGACCUGUGGGAAGGGGAGGCAAGGAGAACAAGUACCACAAAGGUCCACAAUGGGUUGGAGGUCUUCAUCACGGGCUUAUAGCCCCUCUCACACAGCUGCCCCCUUCCUGGCAGCCCCGGGGCAGCCCCUCUGCACUGCCGUAGAGACCUCCACCUGCCCUGGAGGUCAGCCAUCCAGCAAGGUACCACAGGGAAGUCCUGCAAACUAUAAUCCCUUUGGUGCUUUAGGGCACGCACCCAUCUCUGACUUUCCUGGAGAGACUAUCCCAUGACUGCUCUCAGCUUCCUCUGAAGCAGCUGGUGCUGGCCCCUUCUGGGGGCAGGAGACUGGUCCGGAUGGGAGUGUUUGGGUUGAUGCUUCUUGGGGUUUGUGUCCAUUGUAGAGGGACAUGGACCCCCAGCUCAGGCACCUGCCCUGCCUGUGACUUCAGGCAGGGUCUGGAGAAGAAGAGCGUAGAAACCUAGUCUAGGAAAGGGGCAGCUGAGCUCAUGAGGACGCUUCCUUCUAUACUGUACUCCACCUUUGUAAGCUUAUUAUUCUGUAUGUUAUAGCCGGCAGGCUCACACUGCCAUAACUGAGAUACCCAGCAGCGGAGUAGUCUGGAUUACCUGAGAACGUGCGUUUCACGUGAUACGUGUGGUCUGUCUGUUUCUUGUGAGAUGUGAUGGCCUCCCGCCCAGGCCACCCGCCUCUGAUUAUGGGCUGCCCAGAGAGAUCACAAUUCGUGGUGCUAAUUGCAAGGUGAAGCCAAAGUUUGCCAGGUCUCUGUGUCACGCUGGAGAGUGCAGGGCAUAGCCAGAGCCAAAAGGGGUGCAAUGCACAGAGAUUGUCACACUAGGGCAGGGGACCUCCCGAGGGACGUGGGGCCAGCUCACUGCAGGUCCCAGGGCAUGGGGGAAGGGAUUGCACUUGGCUACAGCCUCCUGCAGCCCUCUGUCCCUCUGGGAGCUCACCCUGAGUUUCCUGAGCGAUAGAGCCCUGCAUGGGGACGCAGGGGCCAGAGCUUAUUUCUAGCUCGACCACUGGGUGAGUAAGGAAACAUCACAGUUCAGUGCUUCCUCGUGCAAAACGGGAAGGAUGUUCCUGGCCUCCAGUGCCAGGCGCCUUGAGCAAGGGUCAUCAAGUCGGUCCCUUGCAGGCAACAACGUCUUCUAAGCCUGUUUGCAAGCUGCUGACGGCCGGGGGGCGGUUGCAAGAGAUGCAGGAAGCCCUCAGCCCUUGGCAGAUUUCCUAUCUGAGAAGAGCUACGGUCGUAUUGUUCAAGCCUGAGAGUUUUUUUUUUUUUAUACAGGAGAAAGUUCCUUGGUAAACUUUCCCCUAACAUGCUGACCUGUGUCCUCCUUGACUUAUCCCUUGUCUUUGUAACACUGGCGGCUGCCCAUAGGGAUGCUGCAGGUCCAAUAAACACGACAGCAGGAUCUGAAAUGUGGUGGCCUGUUUGUGUUCCCAAAGCCAUGCCGCUGCGAUGGCCUGGAGCCCUGCUGUGGGAUAGGUUUUACCCCUGAAGCAAGCCCUGAAUGCAGAGCGGAGCCGGAGGAACCAGGCCACGCGCUGCGAGGGGAUCUGUGCCGCCUCCCAAAGCCUUGGGGCUGUUGUUUUCUCCGUCUGCGGGGAGGAACGAUGACAGGAUCUGCCUGUUUCUGGUUCCACCGGUCUGAUCAUCUCCCGCCUUCCCCUGCGUUCGCUGGCUGCCGGAGUCCCUGGGUGUGCUGUGAGCUGCUGCCAGAGGCAAGCCUCUCUCGCAAUCUUCCCUCCUCCUCCACUGAGCACCAUCUCACCAGCCCUGCUGUCCCUGGGCCUGUCUGCGAACACGGGGCGGGUCAGGAUUUUGCCUAUGAAUUGUCUAAAGCCCUGCAUUUCUCACCAGGGGCAACCUGCUUUGCCCUUUCAUUGAGGACAUUUUGCUGUCUCUCCGUACCACCUCCAAGGUAAGGGGCAUUUCCUGAUCCCUCCUGGGGGCAGACGGUCUGUGAGCUGGGCACGCUUCUCCGUGUGUGAAAGAGCAAAGCUGGCAAGCCAUUACCUUUCUUCCCACUGCUGGUGCGUCCCGAAGGUGCCACGGCCUGGACGUUCAGGCUGCUGCCCCUCGUUUGCAUUGGGCAUACGUAUUUCCCUAGUGCAGGUGCAGUGUGUGCACCAUCAAAGCAAGAGGCUUAAAUGUUCGGGGAGUGCAGGUUUGCUAUUCUCAUUUCCCAUCGGAGCAGGCACUUCCUGGGGAAGAAGAAACGCACGUGACAGCAGCGAGUGUGUUAAUGCGUCUUGUAAAAUAGCCGUCCGGGGACUCUACAAAUGAGGAGAAUUUGGGAAUGCAGCUGAAUGUAUCCUGCGGGGCACAUUGUCACGGGGCUGGAUCCACAUGUUGUCAGCUCAUCCUACACCUCUUUCCAUGAAGGGUGAUGACAGAUUGCCCACGCCUAGAGCGGUGGGUCUGUGCAACCACCAAAACAGCCGUGACCUUUACAACUUCUACCGACACCUCGGACUGACACAGAAGAGGCAGCACAGGGGCGAAGCGGGCGGAGAGCACGUGGCCCCGAACGAUGCAUAGUCGCUAACCGCUGCAUUAACAUCUUGGCUCGAAAAGCGGUACAGAAACUGAGCGGGCAGAAGACGCUUCCAGAAGCCGAGCUCGCCCGAUGCUGACUGUCCAUCACCACCCCGGCGCGUCCCUCCCUUCACCAGGAAAGAAAUCGCCUGUCCUGUUUCGCUGGAUCCGGCCCUCUGCCAAACCAGGCUCGAAGAAUGACAAGAAACAAACCGCCCCCACCCCCAAAUAAAAGCCACACAUUCAGCAUGUUAAACCUAAAAAGUCCCCGAGCCUGCAGCGUUCACGCUCUCUUUUGCAUGUGCCUUUUUGUCGAGCGAAUGCAGGAUGCCAAACCACACAAGCUAGAGAUACGAACGCUUUACCAGACAUCUGGUCCCACCCCUGCCAGAUACAGCGCCCAGAUAGCGGCUGCAGAGAGCAGGCGGGUAACCGUGCUGUCAGCACGCUCUGCCUGCUAAUGCCCCGAGCUCGACAGCGUGUGGCUACGGCGCUCAGCUGGGGCUCGGGAGAAACGAGCCAGGCUCCUGCGUCUGCCACCGAGUCCUGGUACAACCUGGGGUGAAGGAAUUACCGUAUUCCUUCCCAUGUAAGAUGUGCUUGUUCAGAUGUGAAAUAUUUCUUCUAAAAAUGGCCCGCGUCCCAAAUGUAGAGUUUAAAAAAGCUUAAGACGCUCGUUGGAGUUGAGCAGAUGCCCAGAGACAUUAAGUCCAUAAAGAAACACUCGGGGGUUAUGGAAAGCAGGACUCAGGUCCCAUCUGCUGUUGGCAAAAUGGACAAAAGGAGAGAGGUCUCCAUCUCGGCUCCAUCUGGAGCCCCUCCAGAUACACGCGUGUCAUUUGUCACGCAUGCAGUUUGCCGGGGACAAGGUGGUCCGGUGCCCUGUGGACCGUGGCAGCAUCUAGGUGGGCUUGGAAACUCCUUGAAUGACCUUGCUCAAGCCCACCUGCUGCUAAGGGGCCUGUGGAAAGGCAGGGUGGUCUGGAGUAUGAAACGUGCCCCGAGCAGCAAGUGCCCGAGCAUAGGAGCCGCAGAGUGGGCAACGGGACGCUGCGGGGCUGGCGGGGCUGCCUCGGCGAAGCCCUGCCGGACCCCCUGCUCCCGCAAUGCACUGGGAUGACGGCGCUGCCCAGCAUCGCCCGGGGUCCUUCUAGCCCUGCUCAAGCAGGAUCGUCUACUGGAAAACAGCAUCCCAAGCCAGGUACCAGAACCAGCGCUCACGAGGGCUGGAGGAAAACCCCGUCACUGCGGCAAAGCCGCUGGGAUUUUGGAAAGCCGAAAUCACCGGUUCUUGCUUUCAGCAUCAGGGAGUCUGUUUGCCUCCCUCUUCUGUGUGCGAUAAGGCACAAAGCAGGGAGAAGAGGAUAGUCUAAUCUCGGUCAUGUGGCUUCAUGCACAGAUGGUCAGAAGGGGAAGGAGGAUCUGAAUAACGGUGCCUGUGUGCACGGGGCGGGGAGGGGGAACAACCUUCCAGUCAGCGCCGGUCUUGUGACUUUUCCUGACGUGCCUGUUCCAGCCGAUCAUCGUGCUGGAAAUGUCUCUGCGUGGGGCAGCCGAUCAGAAACCGGUGACAUCGGAGCAGAGACCGCACAGGCCCCCAACCGCCCUGUCGGGCUUCCAUCUGGGACAAAAAACAGGGCCCUUGGCACCAUUGUGGUCCUGCUGUCCUGGACCUCAGGCGUAUUUCCCACGUCCGAUCGUUUCUUCCUGGCCUGACAGCCCGGAAGCCGGUCCGGAUGGACAGCAGAAUCCAAGCUAGGCUUCACCGGAGACUGGCCUGGGUUAAAAGCAGCCGCGGCCCAGUUUCAGACAGACACAGGUCUCGCCCCGAGCUGUUCGUGUUCUUGGAAGAGAGAGACGAGCUUGCACCUGGCUCCUUUGGUCAACCUGUCGGUGCUGCACAUGUGCAAAGGCUGGAAGGGCCAGCUGCCAGCCCAGGCCGAAGUGUCAGUGUCUGGACAGUGGCCCCGCUCUCCUCCACCUCCGAGAAGCAGAGGGAUGAUCUCGACGGCGCUGCCUCGCUCCUGCCAGGGCGGACAGCAGUUCUGCAUCUCGCAUUAUGCUGCUUUGAGCAGUGGUGUUGUGACGAGACAUCUCCCAAGCCCCCUCUGAGCCGCAUCCUUGAGGGAGGUGUGGGCUGCGGCACUGUCAGCCCCCGCCCGCGGUCUCACUGCGGGUCUCGUGGUGGUGGGCCCUGCUGCUGCUGGAGGAGCCCUGUUAUCCAGACUUCCACUUCAGAGCAAGUUCCUGGCCUGGGUGGCUGCAGAGGACAGCUUGGGGGUGUGACAGAAAGCCUCAAAAAGGCACAAAGCAGGGAAAGAUGGGCUCCCGAUCUGCCUUAAAGCAACCCCACGAUAGCUUAGGCACUCCCAGCUUUGUGGGAGCCUGGUUCACUGACUGGGGGCUGCAGGGGUUGGAGAGAUGCAGCUCCCUGUCUCCUCCUGCAGCACUGCACCAACCCACUCCUUCCUGAGCUGCUCCGGGCAGUGCCCCCUCUCUGCCCCAGGAUACUUCCCCUUACGAUCCAGGCCCUCUGGGCUCCCCGGGCUGCACUGUGGGGCCUGGACCACGAUGCCACGGGUUCCCGGGUCUCUGGUGCAGGACUGCCCCGGUUUGGUUCCUGCCUGGAGCCGGCCCCGUGCUUUCCACCAGGGGGAGUUCAGUGGCUUGCGGAGCAGCCCACGCAGCUCCUGGCGCAGGGCACCCGGGGGCCAGAGCUCCAGGGCAGGAGAGCGGGAGCAGACGGCUGCGGGACAGUGCAGCGGCCAAGGCUGGGGUGCAGCGGGGCGGACACGGUGCUGGGCACCCUGCUUUGGUUUUCAAAUGGGCUUGUCUCUAUGCUGAGACCCAGUGGAGGGAGGCUGUUCUCAGGGCACAUGGCCCGAUUCGGCUUGCAGCACAAGGGAGACGGGCCCCUGCCCUUUGGGGAACGGACCGUGCCAAGGCCAGGUGCAAGGCCAAGGCAUGCAGAGGCAGGAUGCGCAACGGGGGUCAGCGGGGAAAGAGGUCCCAGUUACGCUUGCCCCAUCUCAGCGACGACCCCGGAUGAAAGGGGAGCCGCGUGCACAGCAAUCCUCUCCCCGAUAAGCCAGCCGGGGAUCUCUCGGCGGGUCAGAGUACCAUCCAGGAGCCCGCCUGGAGGGGCGCGGGAGCACCCAGCAGACCUCGGCCGCAGCCAGACCCCUUGACCCCAGCGGACGAGGAGGGCCGGGCGUCUGUGCCACGGCGCUGCGAGGCUCUUGUGAAACGACUGCAAACUACAUUAGCUGCGAUUGCAUAAUAUUUAAAUUGAUUAAAGGAGCCAGCUCAGCAUUUUUGUGUUAAAGAUUAAACACAAUUGGAAAGAAAAGGCAGCCUGAAAGCUGACACCCAGGGCCCGGGUGAUAACAGCCCAGACUUGUUAUUUCGAUAAUAAUUUAGGGGGGGGAGGCGUUGCUUUGCCAACCAAUGGUGCAUCGUUCUUUUAUUAACUCCUUCUGAGCUGGACUAAUGGGGGGGAGAGUCCUAACAGAGCCCCCCCACAGCUGCUGCUCCGGUCCAUACAGUGUAGUGACCGGGGAACCACGUGCAAGCAGGGACCCGGGGGGUCAAGGCCAGCUGUAAGCGUGGUGCUCAGUGCCAGCACAGCCUGACAGCGUCUGAGGGCAUGGGUCUGACUAAUCCAGCUGUUUGAGCAAAUCAGGCUUAACGAUGACAGAUCCAGCGAUGCGAGACCCGGUUGCUCGUGGUGAGAGGUCCGUUCUCAGCCUUGCUCGCAGGUCUGCACGGCUGUGUAGGGCAUUGUAUGUGCCCUGCCUUUUUCUUUGCUGCCUGGCCGUAGUGGUGCGAAGGUGAAGCCUUGGUGUUCUCCGCUGGGAAGAAGUGUAAUUAUCAUUGUUAAUGAUUUAUAGCGUGGUGCUGCCUGAAGGCCUCAGCCCGGGUUUGGCUCUGUGGUCCCAGGCUGUGGACACACAGGUGAGGAGAAAUGCCUGUCCCGGGGGCUCACAGGCUCUGAGGCACAGGUGUGGCUCAGUCUUGAAGGCCAGGACAUAAAUGAGCUCAAAUGACGGCAUCUGACCCAACGGCAGGUAUGUGAGGAGUCAGCGAUGUCCUGGACAGGAGAGCAACCCCAGCGGGAUCACGGCUUCAGCACCGACCCCUGAGGACAGGACAACCAGGCCCAGUAUCGUGGGGCAGAGCGGGUGGGCCUGAGCCAAGCAGGGCAGGGAGUCCCUCGAGGUCAGUCACUGCAGCACGUGGAGAUGAUCAGGGCUGUGGGGGGUCACUCACGAGGAAGCCUUGGUCUGGGUCCUGAAGGGUUAAAAGCCAUCGCUGCCUUUUGGUGGAAGGAGACAAACCGAGCGGGAAGAAAUAGCAGCCACAACAACAGAGCCGUUAUCUAUGUGCAGGAGGGUCCCACCCCACCCUGCGUGCUGGCGCAGGGAGAGGGCUCCGUCGGCGCCCGACCCAGCAAAGCCCUUUCCUCCAUACAGUCGUCACCGUUGUCAUGUCCCGCUCCUGAUGGGACUGGCAGGGGUAGGAAAGGACCCGUGCGCGGGAGGAUUUCAAGCCCCCACCUUCUUUUAGCUAAGGAGCCUUUCUCCCUUGGUCACAGCUAUGGGCUGCGCUGCUAGCAAAGCAGGACAUACGGAUACGUGUACGUCCACAUCCCAUGGGCAAAGGUGCGGGAGGCCCAUACGGACUCUGUCCUUGCUUUUAAGCCUCCAAUUUGUAAAUCAAACAGUGGUGGCAUCUGGAAGGCCAUGCCAGGAGAAGCCUGCUCAGAGAGGAAACGCUCUCGGGCAGGCCCUUCCCAGGGUCUUCCCCACGUCCUUCCCCCUCUGCCCUUCCUGCCCACGUGCGGGCAGCCCCGCUGGGGUUCGCCCUGCAUAGAAGAGCCGUGGCAGCAAAAGGUGGGUGAGCAGAUGAGCAGCGCCCAGUCAUGUGCCUACGCCGGGAGAAGUGGAGCCCUCGGGGAGGCUUCUGGCAUCCGACCGGUUGUAUCAGCACCUGAUCUUCCCCGGCUGUGCUCAGAGUCGGUGCCUGUGACCCGGCUCCUCGCUUUUUGGCUGGGCUCCUGCUUCAAACCUGGGGGUUUGCUCAGGUUUAGCAGGGAUGCUCGGCCCCCCUGUAACCAGCCUGCUGGCAGGUCUAGGAGUCAGACGACAGGAAACGAAUGAGUAACGCAGUGCUCGACACAUGAGAGGACGAGGGAGAUAAAAGAACCCAAACCGCCUGUGCACGCCGCACAAGCAGAACGAGGCGCUGCGCCGCCGUAGGGAAUCGAGUCCAGGUGACUGGCAGGCUGGCUCCCGAGGCGCGGAGGGGCCUCGCGGUCACACGCUCCCAAGGACUCGACGUGAUGGGAACGGCAGGCUGGUGGGAAUGCGGAGUGUGGAGGUGCAAUUUGGUUUCACAUCCCUCCACUUGCAGGAAAAGCUGGGUGUUCAUUCACAGCCACUGGCAGUGGGGAGCACAGCGUAGCCCUUCAUCCAGACAACGAACCCCCUAGCUUCUCCUAGACACAACUAUGCUUAUUCUGCAGUGCUGAUCCCUGGAGCAACGUAGGGCGCUUGUAUUUUUAAAACAAAAAAAGUACCAAUGAAAUAGGGGGAGUAGGAUCAACCUGAGUGCUUUGGGACUCUGCUCUGCCUCCCCAGUGGUAACCGCUCGUGGAGUUAUUCAGCAGUCCUGGACAAGUGAUGGCUAGGUGAGCCCUCGCCCUGAAGCAGGUGACACUGAACUCUACAACCACAGGUUUCUCUUUUCAGGUCUGAAGAAACCCCCAGACUAAAAGCAAAUCUCAUCUGAAAUGGCUGCCCUCUCAGUGGGCUUCAUUACUGGCUUGUUUCAUUAGCACAAGGCUGAUGCGAUGACACCUGAAGUUUUUUUUGGCCUUGAUGGCGCACUGCAUGCUGUGACCUGCAGCAGCAAGUGACGGAUGAGAAACACCUGCAACCUGCUCCAGUCUGUGCAAUUCAAGUGCCAUAAAGGCAGGACCAGAGAAGCACAGGUCUAUAAGCAGGAUUUAUUGGCCAUGGUUGCUGCAGUUACAAAAUAGUUGUUAGCUUUGUCUCAGCCAUCUCUAACUAAGAAAUGGGUUUCAGGGGCUAGGUGAAUUCAUAAUUACUAACUCACUUGUCCUGAAGGAACUAUACUGCAGCCUCAAAAACUCAGAUGAGCAGUGGUGGAGGCUUCAAACAACGCGGAGACAGAGAUGGAAGGAAGAGGAGGACCAAAGAUGUUAUUAAACGCUCUGGGACUUACCCCGAAGAAACAUGCAGGAGAGAGAUCAAGGGACUGAGCAAAUUCUUCUAGGCACGGAUCCGGAAAACACUGCCAACUGUAUUGUUUUCUACUGUAAUAGCCCCAUUGAGGGCAGCGUGCCAAAUGAGAGGUGAUGACUUAAUUGAUGGAAGUCUUUUCACUGAUUUAGACUCCGUUGCACUGCGAUUCAUUUCGACCUACUUGCAGUCGCUCAGAGUCCAUGUGAGAGAGUCGUUUUGAUGCCUAAGAGCAAGAGGAAGGUGCAAGGGUGCAUUAAAGGAACUUAGACCUCUUUAUAUCUCCUGGCACUGAUGUGUCUAGUAGCUUAGAUUCCUGGGCCCAAAGGAAAUGCAAGUUGGGGGUGCUAAGGGAGUCCAUUUGAGACCAGGAUGAUUCUAAAAAAUUCAAAAGCUAGAGAACUUAAAAUCCCUGCAAUGAAACCCUUUUUGAUGGGAUUUAAGCAUCUGCCUGCGCCGUGUGCAAAAUACGCACUGUGGCAUGAUAGCUGAGAAUCAGCAAGUGGAAGCGGCUAUAACCAGGAGUGAAAGAGGCUGGUCCAUUUUCAUCAUCCAGGCAGAGACAGAGAUGGAUUAAAUGCUCAGGGCUUUGUGAAAAGCACAUUUGAUUCGUGUCUGCAGUUGUUGUAGGGUUUCUAAUCUACAGCGUUGGUGGUUAUGCCAUCGAGACUAGGUUUGGAAUACAUAAGACCAGCUUCUCUGCUAAUACAAGGAGCGAGGCUGAUCUGCACUCGCUGGAGAGCCAUCUCAUCGCUUUGAUCUUAAAUGUCCUUUUGAAUCUUGAAGUCCAAGAGCUAAUUUCCCUUUCAAAGUUCGACCCAACUUCCUCGUUACUUUAGCUGCACGUGCUUGUGUGCCCUGGCACCCUGCGUGGGGCAGAAAUCUGCCUGCUUAGAAAGACUUCAGCGGUUUGGAUUGAGCUGUGUUAUUGCUGCAAUUUGGUCUCCUGCUUACAUGCCCAGCUGGUUUUUGGGCACCAGCAUCUGUGCCUUAGAAAGUAUAAUGUGAGGCUGUGUUAACGAAUGCAACCCCCGUCCGUUUCCUGCUCUUUCCCCUGACUUUUACACCAGGCCGAUCUGUGCAUUUGCUGUUGUCAGCAUGAAGCUUUUCUGCAGUUCCUCUCUUCAGACCUUCUGCUUUGUUGACUCUCAUUCAUUUCAGAUCUGAGAGAGAGAAUAUCCCUUUGCUUCUCUGGCUAUGCCACUCACCUCUCACCUCUGCCAGUUAUGGCUUACAGUUAGGCAGCAGAAACUGGCUGUGCUUAGGGCACAUUGCAAGAGUCUGAGUUAACACGUGGCACUGAAAGUGCAAACUGGUGCCGUGGUAAUUAGCCAGCCAACAGGUCUUGGCAUCUUUGAUGGGCCAUGCAGAAUCCUCAUGACUCCCCGGAAGAGCAGGUAAAUAUGUUUGAUAAUAUUUGCAAUUAAAGGAAUGGGGUAUUA
This is a messenger RNA of Alligator mississippiensis (American alligator), 12951 nucleotides long. It is a transcript of the gene LIME1, whose product is annotated as Lck interacting transmembrane adaptor 1. Gene Ontology annotation, biological process: B cell receptor signaling pathway; T cell receptor signaling pathway. The record is from RefSeq and is a predicted model, not a curated record. Bases 1640 to 2782 code for a protein of 380 amino acids. The transcript has 6 exons. NCBI's taxonomy places the organism in Eukaryota, Metazoa, Chordata, Crocodylia, Alligatoridae.